This is a messenger RNA of Cynara cardunculus var. scolymus (artichoke), 654 nucleotides long. Its product is annotated as plastocyanin. Gene Ontology annotation, molecular function: copper ion binding. The coding region runs from base 16 to 519 and encodes 167 amino acids. Lineage: Eukaryota; Viridiplantae; Streptophyta; Magnoliopsida; Asterales; Asteraceae. Gene Ontology annotation, cellular component: chloroplast thylakoid lumen. The record is from RefSeq and is a predicted model, not a curated record. The transcript has a single exon.
CAGAGCUUCUUCACAAUGGCAAGUGUAACAUCUUCAGCUGUUUCCAUCCCAUCGUUCACCGGCCUCAAGGCCAUCGGAGCCACCGCUUCACGGGCCACCACCGUGAAGGUGGCGGCCGCCGCCACCCCCAAGCUUUCAGUGAAAGCUUCACUGAAAGACGCCGCUGUUGCAGCCGUUGUUAUUUCCGCCAGUGCAUUGCUCGCGAGCAACGCACUGGCCGUCGAGGUCUUGCUGGGAGCCAAUGACGGUGGUUUGGUUUUCGAGCCGUCGACCUUCACCGUCGCGCCCGGUGAGAAGAUCGUGUUCAAGAACAACAGAGGGUUCCCGCAUAACGUGGUGUUUGACGAGGACGAGAUCCCGGCGGGCGUUGACGCAGCGAAGAUAUCGAUGAGUGAGGAGGAUUUGUUGAAUGCAAAUGGAGAGACAUAUUCAGUGACAUUGACUGAGAAAGGGACUUACAGUUUUUACUGUUCACCACACCAGGGUGCUGGUAUGGCUGGAAAAGUUACUGUCAACUAAGCAUGGUUUCAUUUAUGUCUCUCAUUUCUUAAAUAAACUUCAUAAGGUUUGAUUUUGUAUAGAGUUGAAUAGACCAAGAUUUAUCCAAUGGCUCUAUCAUUUUAUUUGGAAAAAAAAUGUUGCAAUUUUGAUGGU